UACACCCUGUCCUGGGCUUGAGCUCAGUUGUCACCGAAUCAGGAGAGUAGCACUCCGAGCUUGUGAAUGGCGAGGGAGCGUGGUGAAAUCUUGUAUGGGAUUUAUAGAGCCCUGACGUACGGCAUUUCGCCGCUGUUAUACCUUCAUCUGCGGUGGCGCAAGCGCCGCGGCCUCGAGCAUCCCACCCGGUGGCGCGAGCGUCUUGGCCGUCCUUCUCUCCCUCGCCCCCCCGGUCCUCUCGUCUGGUUCCAUGCCGUUUCUCUAGGCGAGUCUCUCAUUUUGAAACAUACCUCACUGGUGGAGUUGGAUUGAAUACCUGCCUCCUGGAACAGACACGAAUAUUUAAACGACGAGAGGAAAACUUAAUUCCUAAAUAAAUCUUAAAAAAUCAUUCAAAAUCUAAGUUGGGAUCACUCCAUUAUCAUCCGUAUCUCGGGGAGGGUCUGGCCGCAAUUUCAGUGAUCAAAUGCUGUAUUGAGAGGAGGCCGGAUGUAACUGUUCUAAUGACAAGUACUACAACAUCAGCAUUUGGAGUAAUAAAGAACCUGCUUCCAAGCAAUGUUAUAUAUCAGUUUUGUCCACUUGACAUUCCUCAAGUCAUUGAUGCCUUUCUCUGUUACUGGAGUCCAACUGCAGUCGUAUUGAUGGAAAGUGAGAUUUGGCCAAACAUUGUUAUGUGUGCUGCAAAACAUGGGUCAUCAAUGGUGCUUCUCAGAUGGCAUUGGCAUUGCUUAAUGCUAGGAUGUCUAGAAAGUCUUAUCAAAUGUGGUCUCUUCCAGCCAUACUUCCAUUGACAUCAUUAUUGCUGUCAAAAUUUUCACUUAUUGUCCCACUGAGCACCACACAAGGAAUCUAUUUUCAGCUGCUGCAGGCUUCACCUUUUAUCAUUAAAUUUUGUGGUGAUCUAAAGUAUGCUGUAGAGAACUUUGAAACAGUUGAAAGACACCAUAGUGUAUUGAAUGAUUUGAAGCUACAGCUUGCUGAGCGAAAGAUGUGGCUGGCUUCGUCCAUUCACAAAGGUGAAGAAGAAGUCAUGAUAGAAGUCCACAAAGAGCUUAAGCAAGUAUAUCCUGAUAUAUUGACUAUCAUUGUGCCUCGGCAUCCACAGCACGGGAAAGAAAUUUAUUUGGGGUUGCAGAAAGAACACUUGAGUGUAGCCUUAAGGUCCCGUAAUGAUAAAAUUAUGCCAGAAACAAACAUUUACUUGGUUGACACUUUAGGUGAACUCAGAAUGUUCUACACACUAACCCCAAUAGCUGUAGUUGGGGGUUCUUUUAUACCUGGUUUGACUGGUCAUAACAUUUCAGAAGCAGCAGCAGCAGGAUGCGCUACUCUGACAGGCCCUUACAUUGGGCACUUCUUAAACAUGGCAAAGGAGAUGCAACAGCUUAAUCCUUUAUCAGUUCGGCAGAUUUCUGAAGAUGGCCUUGUAGAAGUUCUGAGAGAGCUCCUUGAUGAUGAGACUAUUCUUGAAGCGCACCGUGUUGCAGCAAAACAAGCUUAUCAAGCUCUAUCUCACGGGAUCAUUGAGAACCUAUGGCAUGUACUAGCCAUCCACAUUUUUGAGAAAACAAGGUGGAAAAUACUGUUUUCUCUUGGAUAAACUUUAGUGCUCCAGCUUCCGGGGAGCGCGGGGCAUUCAGUGUUCCUGGUGCUGUAUUAUGUCAUUAGCAUAAUUAGUUAAUUUGUUACUGUACAUCGUGAAGCAGUGUAAUGUUUUCAUAGGUAGAAACCUCAAAAAAAAAACUAGGGAGAGGUCCCUAACCCUAGUUCUACAAUUACUACGUAUAACAAUUAUUAGAAAUUGUGUGACAUACAUACAUAUGUGUGAAUAAUACAAACGUAUGUGUGAAUAAUAGACAUAGUACUCCAUAUAUUCUAACCUUAUAUUUAUACAUAUACUAUUUACCAG
Molecule: messenger RNA, 1912 nt
Organism: Cuscuta epithymum
Lineage: Eukaryota; Viridiplantae; Streptophyta; Magnoliopsida; Solanales; Convolvulaceae
Source: the annotation of a GenBank genome assembly